Molecule: messenger RNA, 3081 nt
Organism: Tripterygium wilfordii
Lineage: Eukaryota; Viridiplantae; Streptophyta; Magnoliopsida; Celastrales; Celastraceae
Product: zinc finger MYM-type protein 1-like
Exons: 3
Coding region: 532-2205 (557 amino acids)
Source: RefSeq, a predicted model, not a curated record
GAGCUGUUGUGUAGUUGAUGGGAAAGUGACUCUAAAAAUACAGUGUCUAAUUAAAAUACUUCUCAAGUAUCAGUACGAGGAGGACUUUCGUGCAAUCAUCUUCGUUGAGCGUGUUGUUGGCUUGUUGCUGGCUUGCUGCUCUAGUUCUUGAGUGCAGACGAGAACUGAGAACACCACCCAGACGAGAACACAACUACACAAGUGGGCUCAAUUAAAGAUCAAGCAAUUUGCUCAAAGCCUCAAAUUGGGUCAUUCUUUUGGUAAGUCUUUGAUUCAUUUAUUGUAUUUGGUUAAAAUUUCAAUAGUUCUUAAUUAUUUGAAUUUUGACAUGUAACUUGUUAAGUUGUUAUUUGUAGAAAAUCAUGUUCUUGAAUCUUGAUAGUUUUCUAGUUGAAUGGUAAUUGAUUAUUUGGUUUAUUAGUUACACCCUUGUGAAAAUUGGAACAUAUAUACUAGAAUUUGGAAUUUUUAGUAAUGAUUUGACUUCACAGUUCACACAAAUGACACAAUGCUAUAUUGUAAUAUUGUAUUAUGGAUAAUUGUAUUCAGUUUGUAGGAUUGUUGAUAAUUAUGGAUAAGUUUUUCAAAAGAAAGUCUAUAGCGGGUGAUUCUUCUCAAUCUCAUGCUCGAGACAAGUCCGCAAUGAAGCAAAGUCGUGUGGAGAUUGAUUUAACAAAUCUUCCUGCGGAUCCAGGGCAUCGACUUCCAAUAUGGAGUUAUAAUGCUAAUGACAGAGAUCAAGUUCGAAGAGCAUACCUUUUGAAGGGCCCUACUCAACCUGAAAGUCAUGAUUUUCCACAAACAGAAUUUGUGGAUGUCUUAAGGAGGUUCAAGGCAGAGUGGUUUAAGGAAUAUAAUGGUUGGCUAGAGUAUAGCGUAGCAAAAGAUGCUGCCUAUUGCCUCUAUUGCUAUCUUUUUCGACCGCAAACUUUAAAGGGUGGCGGUGAUUCAUUCGUUGGUGAGGGAUUCAUAAAUUGGAAGAAGAAAAUGAAGCUUAAAGAACAUGUUGGGAAACAUAAUAGUGCGCAUAAUCAAGCGAAGAUGAAAUGUCAAAAUCUAAUGAAUCAGAAUCUUACUGGAAGAAUUGAUGCGAUGUUCACUGGAAAGUCAAAUCAAGAUAAAAUUGAUUAUAGAGUUCGCUUGAUUGCAGCUGUUGACUAUGUUCGGUUCCUUUUACGACAAGGGCUGGCAUUCCGAGGGAAUGAUGAAUCUGAAUGGUCAAUGAAUAGAGGAAACUAUUUGGAGCUUUUUCAUUGGCUUGCUGCACAUAAUGAAGACAUAAACAAGGUUUCACUUAAAAAUGCUCCUAGUAAUUCUCAGUUGGUUUCUUCUGAUAUUCAGAAGGAUAUUUGCAUUGCAGCUGCAACUGAGGUCACUAAUGCUAUUAUCAGGGAUAUCGGCAAUGCAACUUUUACUAUUUUGAUUGAUGAAUCUAGAGAUGUAUCGACCAAGGAGCAGAUGGCAAUUUCUUUGAGAUAUGUUGAUAAAAAAGGGGAUAUAAUUGAGCGUUUUAUUGGGGUUGUACAUGUCGCCAAUACCACUUCUGCUGUACUUAAAGAUGCCACUGAACAAAUGUUUGCUCUUCAUAAAUUAAGUUUAUCAAGUUUGCGUGGUCAAGGUUAUGAUGGAGCAAGUAAUAUGCAAGGAAAGUAUAAGGGGUUGAAAGCACUAAUUUUAGAAGAGAAUCCAUGUGCUUUUUAUGUUCACUGUUUUGCUCAUCAACUUCAAUUGGCUCUUGUUGAUGUCCCAAAAAAUCACUUCCAAGUUAAAUUUAUUUUUGAAAUUACUUUGAAGAUCAUGAAUAUUGUAGGAGCAUCUUGUAAAAGGCAAGAGAUACUUAGAGCUAAACAGCAUGACAAAGUUAUUGAAGCACUCAAGAAAGGAGAGAUAAUUAGUGGAAGAGGCUUGAAUCAAGAAAUUAAUUUGCAAAGGCCAGGUGAUAUUCGAUGGAGCUCACAUUAUAAUACAUUGCUUAGCCUUAUAUCCAUGUUUUCUUCUGUUGUUGAAGUACUUGAAGUCAUUAUGGUUGAUGGUGUUAGUUCAGAACAAACUGUUGAAGCAUGCAUGUUGUUGGAGGCAAUACAGACAUUUGAUUUUGUGUUUACAAUGCAUUUAAUGAAGAGUACCUUGGCCAUUACUAAUGAGUUAUCACUUGCAUUACAAAAGAAAGAGCAGGAGAUUGAGAAUGCCAUGCGGUUAGUGUAAAUAUCAAAGCAACGCUUGAAUUUGAUGAGAGAAGAUCAUGGAUGGGAUUCUUUAUUGGAGAAAGUUUCAUCUUUUUGUUCCACACAUGAUAUUGUUGUUCCAAACAUGGAUGAUAAGUAUGUGGCUCGUGGUCGUCCAAGAAGAGGAGUUGAAGAAAGAACAAAUAAACAUCAUUUUCGAUUUGAGUUGUUCAACACUGUUAUAGAUAGGCAAGUUAUGGAGUUAAACAAUCGUUUUUCAGAGGCAAAUACUGAGUUACUUUUGUGUGUAGGAUGUCUUAAUCUAAGUGAUGGUUUCUCUGCUUUCAACAAGGAAAUGCUUAUGCAGUUUGCUCGAAUGUAUCCAAAAGAGUUUUCUGGUUAUGAUCUUGACGUGCUUGAGGAUCAACUUGACACAUAUAUUUUUGAAGUUCGAAAUAAUUCUGAAUUCUCAUCAGUAGAGGGAAUAGCUGGCCUUGCAAAUAAAAUGGUGCAAACACGAAAACAUACGAUAUACCCAUUGGUCUAUAUGUUGAUUACUUUGGCAUUGACUCUUCCAGUCUCAACUGCAAGCGUAGAGAGGGCAUUUUCUGCAAUGAAAAUUAUCAAGAAUCGGAUGCGUAGCCGUGUUGGAGAUGAGUGGCUUAAUGCUUGUUUGGUCGCAUAUAUUGAGAAAGAUAUUUUAGAUGGGAUUGAUAAUGAAACUAUCAUUCAAUGGUUUCAGACAAUGAGACCACGCCGAGUGCAACUGUAACCAGGGGCUAACCGGAUAAGUACCUAAGGACUAAGGGCCUAAGGCAUAGGUGGAGGCAUGGAGCUUACUACUUGUAGGCUUGUAGCCAAAGGUAAUCUUAGUUUGAUCUCCUUAUAUGUUUGAACUUUGAUUAGUUUGGUUAAU